Cucurbita pepo subsp. pepo (vegetable marrow) is the source of this 1669-nucleotide messenger RNA. RefSeq lists its product as uncharacterized. NCBI's taxonomy places the organism in Eukaryota, Viridiplantae, Streptophyta, Magnoliopsida, Cucurbitales, Cucurbitaceae. The record is from RefSeq and is a predicted model, not a curated record. Gene Ontology annotation, molecular function: oxidoreductase activity, acting on the CH-OH group of donors, NAD or NADP as acceptor. Gene Ontology annotation, biological process: steroid biosynthetic process.
GGACACCAAAAACUUAGCGCACAACACAAGAAUCCAAUUUGGAAUAAUAGGGUUGGAUCUAUCUCUACUCAAUUUCCCCUCCUCUUCUUUCACUUCUCUGCAACACUUUCCUUACUUCCAUUUCCCAUCACGCGCCAUGCAUUUCACCGCCAACCAAGGCAUCGAAGGCAACACCUUCGCCGUCACCGGUGCAUUGGGCUUCGUCGGCUCUGCCCUCUGCUUAGACCUUGUCCGUAGAGGCGCUCUCCAGGUCCGAGCCUUUGACCUCCGUCCUGCCUCUCCUUGGUCCGAUGACCUCAAGAUUCACGGGGUCAACAUCAUCCAAGGGGAUAUUACCUGUAAAAAGGACGUGGAAAGAGCUCUUCGUGGUGUUGAUUGUGUUUUCCACCUAGCAGCAUUUGGACUAUCAGGGAAAGAAAUGCUUCAAGUCGGUCGCGUUGAUGAGGUGAAUAUUAAUGGAACAUGCCAUGUCUUGGAUGCUUGCCUGGAGCACGGCGUUAGACGGCUUAUAUAUAUGAGCACGUAUAAUGUAGUGUUUGGAGGUCAAGAGAUUGUUAACGGAAAUGAGGGAUUACCUUAUUUCCCAAUUGAUGAUCACGUUGAUGCAUAUAGUCGAAGUAAAUCCAUUGCAGAACAAUUAGUUCUGAAGACCAACGGGCGCCCCUUAAAGAACAGGGAUGGCAAAUGUUUUCACACCUGUGCUAUACGUUCCUGUGCUAUCUACGGACCUGGGGAAGAGAGGCACUUUCCUAGGAUUGUCUCCUUAGCGAAGUUAGGCUUGCUACCAUUCAGAGUUGGGAAACCAAGUGUUAAAACAGACUGGAUCUAUGUGGAUAAUCUCGUGCUUGCUUUAAUAUUGGCAAGCAUGGGGCUUCUGGAUGAUACUCCUGGUAAAGGAAGAGGCCCAAUAGCUGCUGGCCAGCCGUAUUAUGUAUCAGAUGGUUAUCCAGUUAAUUCCUUUGAAUUCGUUCAACCACUGCUCAAUAGCUUAGGUUAUGAGUGGCCAAAGUUUUACAUGCCUGUUUCUAAAGCUCUUCUCUUGGGGAAGUUUUUUGCUGCGUUGUACACAAUAUUAUAUCCUUGGUUGAAUAGAUGGUGGCUUCCACAUCCCUUGAUGCUUCCCGCUGAGAUUUACAAGGUUGGCAUCAGCAAUUAUUUCUCGUAUCUUAAAGCCAAGGAGGAGUUGGGCUAUACUCCAAUGGUGAGUUCGAAGGAGGGCAUGGCUGCGACCAUCUCCUAUUGGCAGGAGAGGAAGAGGAAGAGCCUCGAUGGGCCAACAAUAUAUGCGUGGCUGUUUUCUGUUGUUGGAAUGAGCAUGCUGUUUAGUGCAGCUUUCCUUCCAGACGUUGGGCCUGUUCCAUUCUUCAAAGCUAUCAGCCUUUUGUUCUUUAGGUCGAUUCAAGUGGUGAGGAUGGUGUUUCUUGUAGCCUUUCUACUGCACGUUGGUGAGAGCAUAUAUGCAUGGUUCUUAGCAAGGAAGGUCGAUCCUGCUAACUCCAGGGGAUGGUUUUGGCAAACUUUUGCUCUAGGCUACUUUUCCUUGCGUUUCUUGUUGAGAAGAGCAAGGAGUCAAUAGGGGAACUCGCGUUACUUUUACCUAUUGUAAGAGAAACUUAAGAAAAUGUAAAGGAGAAUUUGAGAGAAGAAAUAGAGCCUGUUGUUGUGAUAA